AUGCCAAAAUUAGCGUCAUCACUGAAGAAUUUCAAGAAGUACGGCCGUUCACAAGGAACGGAAAUGAAAUACAACGCUAUGAUUUCCACUAAAGAAUAUAUGAAAAAGGCUUUGGUCCCGCCACCAAAGCUUACACUACCUUUUCCUCCUCAAAUAAAUGCCGAGGACUUGAUCGAUACCAAGACACGCAAAUUACCUUCCAAGCCACCUAACGCUUUCUUUAUAUACCGAAAGGUAUAUACCAAAGAAUUGGUCGCUCAGAAUUUCCGAUUCAAGAUGACAGACGUAAGUCCAUUAGUAUCGACUUCUUGGAAGUUGGAAUCGGACGAGGUAAAGACGAAGUACAAAGAGAUUGCGCGAGACGUGCGUCAAAUUUACAAGAAAAAGAAGAAUUCCAUUGAAGAAGUGGAAGAUUCGUCCGACGAUGCAACGUCUAAAAAUGAUGAUUUGCCGAAAACCAAUCCAAAAAAAUCAACCGCCGAUUCUUUCUCCUCAUCCUCAAAUCAAAAGAAACAAACGGAAACCGUGUCUCCCCUAGUCUCGGAAGGAUUAUUAUCAACCCCAGAUAUACCCAAAGAAGAUGGAUUAUUUGAACAAUGGGCUCACACAGAUUUUACCGACUCCAACUUUUUGCCCCACCAAAGUUUCAUUGAAUUUGAGGGCAACAGUAACAGUGAAAAUGCCGCUUGGCAAUCAAACAGUUCUCAUGGAACCGAACCAUUUCCAGUAUACCCGGAUUAUGCUAAUUACUCAUUCGCAUACCAUCAUCAAAUUGAUCAACUUUUUGCGGAACCAUGGGCACAUGAAUGGAGCUUGCUUCUUGAUCUCAGUAUCCCCAAUGUUGACAAUAAUCAAUUUUGA
Messenger RNA from Acaulospora colombiana, 861 nucleotides. The record is from the annotation of a GenBank genome assembly. NCBI's taxonomy places the organism in Eukaryota, Fungi, Glomeromycota, Glomeromycetes, Diversisporales, Acaulosporaceae.